AUGUCAUCAUCAUCUAGCCAAGCAGAUAAUACCUAUGAUUCAGUUAUUGAAUUAGCAUUGCAGCUUGUUCCUCGCGAUGCAAAUUUUACUUUGAGCACCAUAAUUAAUUGUUUACACGAUGACAUUGUUGAUGUUUAUAAUGGCGAUGAAUUUGACAAUUAUAGAAGGAGCUGGAUUCGACGUGUGUUUUCCUUUUGCAGAUCUAAGGGAACUGAUUUGCCUAACUCUCAAAAGGCAAACUGGGACAAGAUUUCUGCUACGAUUAUUGACAGACUGGUCAGCGGAGUAAUAUCAACAACAUCAUCAUCAUCAUCCAAUAGUAUUUCCACAGACGAUGCCGUGCCUGUCAAACAUAAAUUGACAAAUCAAGAUAAGCAGAAAAUUAAAAAUAUGUAUAUUGGAUUGGACAAGACAAAGAUGUGGAAAUUGUCUACAGGCAAAGUGGUAGAGGAGGAGAUGAUGAAGCUUGCUAUCUCGAAGGACCAUGAACAUUUGUGUCAUUCACUGAUUAUGGAUGUCAGAGACAGAUGUUGGAAUGAUUAUUUUUCGCCAGCGGAAAUGGAAGAAAUUAAAAGUUAUAAGGCUUUGCAGUUGCCUGUGUUACCAUCCAAUGUCACUACUUAUAUGGAAGAAUUGCUCAACACACCCAGAGAUCAGUUGUAUACGAAAGUGAAUGAGGUUACGUUUGCACCUAACACUCAUGAGUAUUGGAUUCAAGACAGUUACAACAAUGCUAUUCGCCUAGUUCAAAGUGGUUUUUUCCCGUUGCGUGAUGUUACAGAACAAGGAAUGGGUCGAAGAAUGUGGUCCUGUGUGGACAAGUGCUUUGAUUUUGCUGCUGUUAGAUGUGUCACUCGUGAAAAAUGCAGUAAAGCAUCUACAGAUGCUGCCAACUCUGUCCGUUCUCCAAGUGAUUGCAGUAGACAGCAAACAGGCCGCAAGAUGGAUUACCUGUUCAAGAUAAAAGAAAGUGAUAUUGAGAUUAGUUGUGGUGAAUGUGCUUUGGUUGGUGGGGUCAAUACCAGAAAAGAAUUCCGAGAUGCUGGUUUCAAGAUGCCUAAAGUGAUGAAAGAUAUGUUGGGCAAGAUAGUUUCAACAUCACCUGGUGUGCUUCACAGGUUGCAUAUUAGUGGUUUAUUUAUUGCUGCUGAAACCCUGACGUUGUACCUACUGGAUUCCCCUCAAGGCUAUGUUACUCGAUAUGAUGCCUUCAAUUCAGUAUCAUAUCCAGUUACUGAAGCUAUGAUUCGUAGUAAGAUGCCGGCUUUGUUGACAAUGAUUCUUAGUUCUAGGAUUAUGAUGGAGAAUGUCAAAAUCAUUAUUGACGAAGAUGAAUCGCUGCCUAUUUUGGGUCGAUUUAUGCCCGUUGUCAUGGAACCCUGCUUUGCACCAGUUAGGGUUAAUUGCAAGAAAGGAAAAGCAGUAGUACUUUUAUGA
Mucor velutinosus is the source of this 1437-nucleotide messenger RNA. RefSeq lists its product as uncharacterized. The transcript is spliced from 5 exons. NCBI's taxonomy places the organism in Eukaryota, Fungi, Mucoromycota, Mucoromycetes, Mucorales, Mucoraceae. The record is from RefSeq and is a predicted model, not a curated record. Bases 1 to 1437 code for a protein of 478 amino acids.